This is a messenger RNA of Prorocentrum cordatum, 753 nucleotides long. The record is from the annotation of a GenBank genome assembly. Lineage: Eukaryota; Dinophyceae; Prorocentrales; Prorocentraceae.
GGUUCCUGGCCAUCAUCAACAUGAUGGAGGGCAAAACCGACCGCAAGCCAGGCGAUUUCGGCAUCCGCACGUGGUACCCCAAGGACGAGAAGGGCCAGUACGAGAUGCAGCUGAAGGAGCUCCGCAACGGGCGCCUGGCGAUGCUGGCCUUCGGCGGCAUCGCGACGGCUGGGGCGUUCAGCGGCCAGGCGUGGCCGUUCUUCGGCUUCUCCGCCAUGGGCGCCCAGGGCCGCGCGGGGCGGAGCGCCUCCAGCCAGGGCCCGCCCCUGUGCGGCGGCCGCCGCGCCGCCCGGCGACAGCCCGCCGCGGCCGCGCGGCGCGCGGAGGUCAGCCGCAGCCUGCCAUUCAUGCCCAAGCCCCAGAACCUCGCUGGAUACGUCGGAGAGGAACAGGAGUUCGAUCCGCUCGGCUUCUCGGACACUUUCGACAUGAAGUGGCUGCGCGAGUCGGAGCUCAAGCACGGCCGCGUCUGCAUGCUGGCCACCGUCGGCUUCGCCACCCAGCAGUACGCCACGUUCCCGGGCAUGGCGCCCACGGAGAACGCCUUGAACGCGGUGUACACCGAGACCAACGGCCUUGUCACACUUAUCUUUCUCGCCGGCUACAUCGAGAGCCAGACCUACAACGGGAAGAUCACGAUGCUUGACAUGUUCGAGGGCAAGGAUGACAAGGUGCCCGGCGACUUCAAUUUCGGCAGCGGCUUCCUGAAGGGCAAGACCGACAAGGAGGUCUACGACAUGAAGCUGAAGGAGC